Molecule: messenger RNA, 3555 nt
Organism: Ectocarpus sp. CCAP 1310/34
Lineage: Eukaryota; Phaeophyceae; Ectocarpales; Ectocarpaceae
Source: the annotation of a GenBank genome assembly
AUGGUCGCCUCGAACGCAUCUUCCCCCAAGGCCUUGCGGCAUCUGGUUGUUCGAGAGAGGGCAGCGGCAUCAGGAGCGGCAGCAGCGGCGGUCGGCAAGGCCACGGCCGGCCGUUCGGGUGUGUGUUCCCGUCGCAGGGUGGCUGACGGCCGUGCGUUCGGCAAGCCUGCAGCAAGGGGUGGUCUGGGUGGGCGGGACGGGCCUACGACCGGCGGUGAUGGCGGGUUUGGAGGCGAGACCUAUAUCGGUGGGCCGGCGAGGGUGUCUGACAAGACUGUUGGUUGGCUNCUACGACCGGCGGUGAUGGCGGGUUUGGAGGCGAGACCUACAUCGGUGGACGGGGUCAACCUGUCUGACGAGACUGUUGGUUGGCUCUCGUCGUCAUGUGACAGGGAGGCCGGGUCAGGCGACGCGGGCGGUGCUGGCGUGGAUGGAUUUGGCGGUGGCAUGUGGACAGGGACGACGACACAGGGCGCGGGAGGGCCGUGGACGAAGGAGACUACUUCGGUGAUGUCUUCGGCGGCGAAAGCAAGGGGAGGCGAGCGCCCCCGCCCGCUGCAGACCCGUAAAGGAUCCCCAUGCCAGGAGAACGCGUUGGCAGCGACCCCGGCAAAAGGAACGUCCGACCAGAGUUCCGAGAUGCACUUGGAGAGCGACGACGAGAGCCCGCCGGCAGCAGGUAGUGCGGUGAUGCUCGGAGAGCCGAUCACGGACUCCAAGGUUCUGAAGGCCGUGAGCAUGCAUCUCACGAACAAGCAGAUGCCGCAACACCUUGGCGGAAGAUGCGUUCGAGGCGACUAUCGCCGAGCACGUCGACCGCAACGGAGUGCGAGCUAUCCACGAUCUCGUGUCUGGGAGGAUGACGGCGGUGCUUUCGGCAAGCCUGCAGCAAAGGGUGGUCUGGGUGGGCGGGACGGGCCUACGACCGGCGGUGAUGGCGGGUUUGGAGGCGAGACCUAUAUCGGUGGGCCGGCGAGGGUGUCUGACAAGACUGUUGGUUGGCUCUCGUCGUCAUGUGACAGGGAGGCCGGAUGCCGCAACACCUUGGCGGAAGAUGCGUUCGAGGCGACUAUCGCCGAGCACGUCGACCGCAACGGAGUGCGAGCUAUCCAGGAUCUCGUGACCGGUAUAGGGCGGAAGCACAUCAGGGAGGAUGACGGCGGUGCUUUCGGCAAGCCUGCAGCAAAGGGUGGUCUGGGUGGGCGGGACGGGCCUACGACCGGCGGUGAUGGCGGGUUUGGAGGCGAGACCUAUAUCGGUGGGCCGGCGAGGGUGUCUGACAAGACUGUUGGUUGGCUCUCGUCGUCAUGUGACAGGGAGGCCGGAUGCCGCAAGCCCGUGGGGGAAGAUGCGUUCGGGGCGACUAUCGCCGAGCACGUCGACCGCAACGGAGUGCGAGCUAUCCAUGACCUCGCGUCCGGUAAUGCGCGGAAGCACAACAGGCCAGCGGCAUCAGGAGCGGCAGCACCGGCGGUCGGCAAGGCCACGGCCGACCGUUCGGGUGUGCGUUCCCGUCGCAGGGUGGCUGACGGCCGUGCCUUCGGCAAACCUGCAGCAAGGGGUGGUGUGGGUGGGCGGGACGGGCCUACGACCGGCGGUGAUGGCGGGUUUGGAGGCGAGACCUACACCGGUGGACCGGCCAGCCUGUCUGACCACACUCUUCCUUGGCUCUCGUCGUCAUGUGACAGGGAGGCCGGGUCAGGCGGCGAUGGCGGUGCCGGCGGUGCUGGCGUGGAUGGAUUUGGCGGUGGCAUGUGGACAGGGACAACGAUGCAGGGCGCGGGAGGGCCGUGGACGAAGGAGAUUGCUUCGGUCAUGUCUUCGGCGGCGCAAGCAAGGAAAGGCGAGCGGUCCCGCCCGCUGCAGCCCCGUAAAAAUUCGAGCGGGGAGAAGAAGCAGCAGCAACAGGAGGAGGGGUUUAUGAAGGUGUCGAGCGUCGGGGCGAGCGGGGAAAAAGGAUCUCGAUGCUGGGAGAACGCGUUGACGGCGACCCCGGCACAGGGAACGUCCGACCAGUGUCCCGAGAUCCACUUGGAGAAGCACGACGAGGGCCCGCCGGCAGCAGGUAGUGCCGUGAUGCUCGGAGAGCCGAUCACGGACUCCAAGGUUCUGAAGGCCGUGAGGAUGCAUCUCACGAACAAGGUGGCUGACGGCCGUGCUUUCGGCAAGCCUGCAGCAAGGGGUGGUCUGGGUGGGCGGGACGGGCCUACGACCGGCGUUGAUGGCGGGUUUGGAGGCGAGACCUACACCGGUGGGCCGGCCAGCCUGUCGAACCACACCCUUCCUUGGCUCUCGUCGUCAUGUGACAGGGAGGCCGGGUCAGGCGGCGCUGGCGGUGCUGGCGGUACUGGCGUGGAUGGAUUUGGCGAUGGCAUGUGGACAGGGACGACGACGCAGGGAGCCGGAGGGCCGUGGACGAAGGAGAUUACUUCGGUCAUCGGGGAGAAGCAGCAGCAGCAACAGGAGGAGGGGGAUGCAAAGGUGUCAAGCGUCGGGGCGAGCGGAGAAGAAGGAGCGCGAUGCUGGGAGAACGCGGUGGCGGCGACCCCGGCAAAGGGAACGCCCGACCAGUGUCUCGAGGUGCACUUGGAGAAGGACGACGAGCGCCCGCCGGCAGCAGGUGUUGCGGUGAUGCUCGGAGAGCCGAUCACGGACUCCAAGGUUCUGAUGGCCGUGAGGAUGCCUGUCACGAACAAGCAGAUACCGCAGGGCCUUGGGGGAAGAUGCGUUCGAGGGGACUAUUGCCGAGCACGUCGACCGCAACGGAGUGCGAGCUAUCCAGGAUCUCGUGUCCGGGUGGCUGAUGGCGGUGCUUUCGGCAAGCCGGCAGCAAGGGGUGGUCUGGGUGGGCGGGACAGGCCUACGACCGGCCGUGAUGGCGGGUUUGGAGGCGAGACCUAUAUCGGUGGGCCGGCGAGGGUGUCUGACAAGACUGUUGGUUGGCUCUCGUCGUCAUGUGACAGGGAGGCCGGGUCAGGCGGCGCUGGCGGUGCUGGCGGUGCUGGCGUGGAUGGAUUUGGCCCCGCCUCCAACCCGCCGUCACCGUCGGUCGUAGGCCCGUCCCGCCCACCCACACCACCCCAUGCUGCAGGCUUGCCGAAAGCACCGCCGUCAGCCACCCUGCGACGGGAACGCACACCCGACCCGCCGGCCGCGGCCGUGCCGACCGCCGCUGCUGCUGCCGCUGCUGCCGCUGCCCUGUUGUGCUUCCGAGCAUUACCAGACACGAGCUCGUGGAUAGCUCGCACUCCCUUGCGGUCGACGUGCUCGGCGAAAGUCGCCUCCAACGCAUCUUCCCCCACGGCCUUGCGGCAUCUGGUUGUUCGAGAGAGAUGCCGCAACACCUUGGCGGAAGAUGCGUUCGAGGCGACUAUCGCCGAGCACGUCGACCGCAACGGAGUGCGAGCUAUCCACGAUCUCGUGUCCGGUAUAGCGCGGAAGCACAACAGGCCAGGGGCAGAAGCAGCAGCAGCAGCAGCGGCGGUCGGCAAGGCCACGGCCGGCCGUUCGGGUGUGCGUUCCCGUCGCAGGGAGGAUGAAGGCGAGGGUGUCUGA